Molecule: messenger RNA, 3955 nt
Organism: Purpureocillium takamizusanense
Lineage: Eukaryota; Fungi; Ascomycota; Sordariomycetes; Hypocreales; Ophiocordycipitaceae
Exons: 3
Coding region: 924-3257 (777 amino acids)
Source: RefSeq, a predicted model, not a curated record
CCUUCCUUUCUUCCUUCCACUUACCCAACGCGUCCCGCCACCCAAAAACGAUUCAUACCGCCUUCCCGGGCUUGUAUGCUCCUUGCUCCUUCCAGGGUGUCUGUCUGUCUCGUCGCCUUCCCACCCCAAUCCCCAAAAAUCUCUACACUUGCCAACGGUGGGCCGCCUGGGCAGCCGUUCAUAAGCUCCCCCGGCCGCCCACACGGUUCGUCCCUCUACCUUGCAACCACACACCACCCGGCGGCCGCAGCACCUGCGACCAAAUUUAAAGGUCGUUGGCCGCCCCCGCAGAGGCGCUCCGUUUCGUCGCUGCAAAUAUAUUAUUACUGCAGUCUUGCCGUCUGCUUGGCCGUCGAAUCUGCGACUUGACCGCACUCUACGAAGUACGAGCUUUUGGGCACUAUUUACUACCUUGGCUUGGCUUCUCCCAUCUACGUUGCGUCACCCGAGGAUACAGUACCUUACCUAGGCCACGUCGACGAGAGGCACGCGGCUUCGACACCAACGCUCCAGCGGCCAACGUCGUUGCCCCAGUCGUCGCUCCCCGUCUCCGCCUGGCUCCGUGCGGACUUAGACGAGCAAAUCCCGACCGACACGGCGAAAGGGCACGACAACGCGCCAGCCAUUCUAUUACCUCCCACAUCUCCAAGACCAUUCGACACCGCCACAGCUGCUCGCUUGUCACGGCGUCUGGCGGCCAUACCAUCGUUGGGACAAGACCCCGCUCGUUCAAGUGCUCUUGCCAAUCCAUCCUCGCCCGCCUGCUGCUUGUGCCCAUUUGUCACCGCUCCGCCCGCCAUACCAGACCAGCUGCCCCAGCGUCGGCAAGCAACUUACACUCACCACGGGCUUGUCCUGCCACCUCCCCCGAUCAUCGUUUUUCUCCGAGACGCCCCAUACGAACGAAAUACUUCGCCACCAUUAUGGCUGAGGACGAGCUCGGCCGUGGGCACGGGAUGCUGCCGGGGUUCAUGACCACCGACAUGGCGAACGGCCACCAUCUCAACAGUUCUUCCACCUACCCGUUCACGAUGAAUGAGGAACUCGACGAAUCUCAGGGAAAUGCCGCCGCGUCCAGUCGACCUGGCGAGAUCCAGGGCUACCUUCAAGAAUUCGACAGUAGCUGGAGCCAACGUCCGCUGGAGCUGUUCUCUCGGUGGGACAACAGGACCGCGCAUUUCGCACCCUCCCUCCUCGAUCCACAGGACCAAGCCGUCGACUAUGUCCCCCAACACGCGUAUGAACCUGGUUCCCAGUCCAUGGACACAACAGGGCAGCCCACGGGGGCAUUCAAUAUGGCGUCCCUCUUUGCCAAUGACCAGUUAUCCCAAUAUGAUUAUACUGACACCAACCUUGCGAACAAUCCUCAAGGCGGCACACAUGAUCCUGGCAUAUCCUUCCACAGCAGCCACCGGGGUUUUGACCCACCAAUGAUGGUUGUUGACCCUGCUGGGGUACCGUCUCAAGUGGUAUAUCCGACUGCCCAGGGGAUGCCCGGCGGGCCAUCACCUAACCCAACAAACCCACACAUUCACCAGCAUGGCCAAUACACGCAAGGCCAAUCCCAAGAAGGUCAAUAUCAGCCAAGCCAGCAGAACCACGACCAAGAGAGCCAAUACCAACAAGGUCAACACCAGCAGGACCAAUGCCAGCAAGCGCAGUACCAGCAAUACCAAGAGGACCAGGGCCAGGGCCAGCCAGUCCAACCCCAGCCAGCUUCUCUGGAGUGGCAACAUGGUGCCUCUAGGGCUCCUCCAGUCUCCGCACAGCCCGUGGGCAUCCCUGGUCAACAUUGGACCCGGGCAAGCAUUCCCCAUCGGCCGAGAAUACUGUCACAAGCCAGCCUCUCUUCCAACCUCAUGACCGACCCUCAAGUCGGCACAUCCCCGAGCACAUACAAUUCAUACAACCAUCUCGUAGCACCAGCUUUGCUGCCCACAGAGCGAUCCGUAUCAAGCACGACGCAGUUCACAGUAGGCACGGAGACAGAUCAAUCCGUCAAUGCGACUGGUCCUUUUCGGAUACAUGUCAAUGACCCAACCGGGUCCGGCUCAUCUACAUGGCCCGGGCAGCCGGGCCCGUCUGUCAACACACCGGUCCGGGCGGCGCCCCAUGGUACUCCACAAGCCCCCGUCGCCACAGACGAACCAGAGCCAGCAGGCCCAUCGACGGGCAAGAAGAGAAAGGGUAUUCGCAAGGGACCCUUGUCGAGACAGAAGAAGGAUGACGCCAAGAAACGCAAGACCAACCUCAGCAUAUGUGCCCGAUGCAAAUGGAAGAACCGUGGCGUAAGAAAUGCACCUAAUCCUAGCAAGCGGAUGGCACUUUAUCCUAACUCGUGGUUCUUGCUACAGUGUGACUUGGGCGAGGACGGCAAAACACGAUGCACCACGUGCAGUACGGGUCGCUCCAACACGUGUGUCUGUACAAGACACCACUUCAUGCCCCUGCUAGAAGGGGGUGGCGCUACUCAGUUCACUGAACACCAUGGCGUUCAUGCCUUGGUCCCCUACCGAUCUUUGGAGGGCUGCACAACUUCGCAGAUCACGACCGAUCUUGGCGAAUGUGUCAAUAGAGGCUGGUCGCAUAUGAGCCUGUACCGCACCAGGAUGCAGGCACAGUCUGAAUGUACUUUCGACCUGAGGGCAUGUCUCGAGCUGAUCGAUGAGGCCAGCGCCGCCUGCCAUCUCUUCCCCACGUUGCGGGACUUCAUGGCCCAAAGCGGGUUUCGAGCAACGAGCAGAGCUCGCCUGGCAGCCUGCAUCCCCACACUUGAUGAUGACCCCUUCGACUGGGGCUCUUUGAUCGACGACGAGGAGGAUUCGUCUGGCGGUUCCUUCCAGUUCCAGCUUCUGGGGGAUGGCCGACGAAUUGACGCGGACACACGGCUCAACGGGCUCGGCGCUGUUCUCUUCCACAUGUUCGGGCGGCUGAUUGAGCAUCAGAUAUAUUUCGCCUUGUCAGAGAAUCUGAAACAGGGUCGAAAGACUGAUGCGACUAUCACGGGCCUGAGAUGCCUGCACCGAAGACUUUACACAAUGCGUCUUGCCAUUCGCAAGUGCUCCCGGAGUGCUCCCGGAGACAGAAACGCUUUCCACAGAAAGCACCUUCGGGAUCUCUGCUUGAGCCUAGCGAACAUAUAUUUUAACAAACGGGAGUGGGCGCGCAAGUGGACCGACUGGACGCAGCCUGUCCCUCCACCGCUGUUUCAAGGAAAUCUUACAGAGAGAUCAUUCGACGAGUGGCUGACAUCAUGAUUUUUUUGGCCAAUCUCUUAACUACACGACGGACAUGUUUCUUGGAUACCCUGCCGCCACACUAAUUUGAUCGGGCACAUUUACACUUACUUGGAUGGCACGCACAGCGUUGUUUUUUUCUGAACAUCUACCCUUAUUUCGGACGGACUUUUGGCUUUCGGUUGGAAUGUUAGCCUCGUUUCAUUAUGGCAUGGCUGCGUCGCUUCGAUAUCCAUUUUGCCUUGAUCAGAAAGCGCUUCACAGCAGAAACACCCCCUCCCCCUACCCUUAUGUAGGUGGGAAAGAAUUACGGCCAGUUUUACGGACCAGUAGGCUUACGGCUCACGGCUCAUGAGAUGGGAUGAUUGGGAUGCGUUUAUGGUUCGUUUCUUGUACAGGAUACUAGGGGAUGCUCUCGCGAGACUACAAAAGGCAGAGCGCCAGGUGCGCUCACACCAAGUUUUGGUCACCUGGUACCUUAUCAGGCAUACUUGGCUGAAGGGAGGGGGUGUGGCAGGGCAUGCUCCUGGCGAGACACAGGAUACAUCGAUCAUUGUGCGGAGUCGGGACGUUGACCAGGACAGGCCCGCGGAUGGGUCCGGUAUGAGAGCAGUCGGUAGGUAGGCUGUUGCGUCAACAGUCAACAUGCGCAACGGGAAAUGAGACAAUGCGUUGAGUGCCAGCAGACACACUGUUAGAAGGGGGAUGCACAAUUGAGG